Molecule: messenger RNA, 6024 nt
Organism: Lachancea dasiensis
Lineage: Eukaryota; Fungi; Ascomycota; Saccharomycetes; Saccharomycetales; Saccharomycetaceae
Source: the annotation of a GenBank genome assembly
AUGAGUUCAAAAAGGAACUUAACGCGAAGGAACUCCUAUAAUAGACAAGAUUCUUCUCAUGAAGAAAAGGCUUCAGUUCUUGUCAAAAUCGACAGGGCAGACACAGAUCAGGACCUUCAUGCUGAUACAAGCGAUGGCCCCGAGAAUCAACAAAAAUCAUCUACUGGUCUACCAGCACAGGAGAACCCUUCCCAGAGGCCUAAAUUAUCUGUUUUUACUAAGCAUUUGGGAAGCUUUUCUGGAAAGAGGAGGUUAGAAUCAGGUCAGCUAUCAGCUAUAAGUAUGGAAUCACAGCACAAGAGCUACUUAUCACCGGCAAGGACCUCUGAGGUAGAUCAAUUGCAGCAUGAUGUGCGAAGCUCGCCUCAUUUGACCGCAAAAGAGCGGAGGUUCUCGAUGACUUCUGCUGCUAGCGUUGGCAAUGAUCAGAAUGAGCUUAAUUCAAGAAGUGGGACUAUAAUUUCAACUAUUGACGAGGGCGAUCUUAGUGAUUUCAAAGAUCUACAAGAUGAUUUUAACAAUGCAAUGGAGAGCGGUAGCACUUCAUGGCUGCCGCAAAUAAAGACGGAUCCAGAAUCAUCACCGGCCCAGGCUUUAGCGUCUAAUCGGGACCAGAGCGAAUCAGUACUUUCGAGAAACUCUCGGAUUAACUCCAGAAAUACUAGUGUCAGUCGUAGCACCACUCCGGCUGGGGACGAAGAUUUAACAAUUGACGAAGCCGAUAUUAUGCUUCGCGAUUCUCAAUUACUUCCCAGAACAGAGAGUUUCAUAAAAUCCACUGAUCAAACGUUUGUCAAACAGACUGCUGAAAACUCAAGUGAAAAAGAACCAGACAUUGAGCGGGAAGCAGAAGUUUUAUCCCCACUGAUACUUUGUGGAAAUUCAGUGGGUAUUUUUUCCGCCAAGAACCGGUUUCGCCUUGCAUUGGCUAAGCUUCUCUUGAAUAAAUGGGCUCGCAGAUUUCAUUCCUUUUUGCUGGUCUGCAUUGUUAUAGUUCUCUCCGUCGCAUACUAUAAUUCACCACCGACGGGCCCCUAUGAUUCUAAUACGGCUGGCAUACUGUUGUUAAUCAUCAACAUACUGUACACUUUAGAAAUUGUGGCCAAAGUAAUUGCGUUUGGAUUUUGGGAUGACUCACCACUGUUUGAAGGCAGGGGAGAGGACUACAAGACGAUAUACGAACUGACUGGCAUAGUUCAGCUUCACAAAAGGCUUGAAUCUAAGUACGGAGUGGCCUUUAUCAGCAAACUUUUCCCAUUCAAAUCGGGCUACGGGAAGCUAAACAACGAUGCUACCGAGAAACACUUGAGAAGUUCUGUCACUUUCUUUGGUUCAGCCAAUAGGAAUAAGGUAGAAAUACCGUUACUUCGUGCUUACACACGCAGCAGCUGGAACAGGGUAGAACUGGUCUCGACAGCAAGCUUUUGGAUUUCUUUGUUUCUAUCUAUCAACGAUUAUGAUUUUAAGCACGGUAUUCGAAUAUUUAGAGCACUUGCAGCCUUGCGGAUCCUUAAACUCGCUGCAGGUGAAGAUAGCCAGUCUCCGGUAUUGAGAAGUUUGAAGUUUGGGCUGCCACAAUUAAUCAAUGUCUGCUUUAUGCUGUUGUACUUCUGGGUCUUCUUUGGUAUUCUAGGAGUUCAAAGCUUCCAGGGCUCAAUGCGAAGAACAUGUGUCUGGACAAACCCUGAUGAAGCUUCUGACAGCUAUACUAAUAGUAUGCAGUUCUGUGGUGGGUAUUUAGAGCCUGGAACAAAGAGAAAAAUGCCUUACAUUUUUACUGAUGGCAGGGCCGGCCCCAUUGCCAAAGGCUUUAUCUGUCCGGAGCACUCGAAAUGUGUCUCUGAUGCCAAUCCUUAUAAUGGCAGGGUGAGUUUUGACAAUAUUCUAAGUUCCAUGGAACUUGUAUUCGUUACUAUAAGUGCCAACACAUUUACCGAUAUCAUGUACUACACUAUGGACUCCGAUAGUAUGGCCGCCUCUCUUUUCUUCAUUAGCUGCAUCUUUUUACUGAAUAUAUGGAUGAUAAACUUGAUGAUUGCAGUGCUGGUAUCCUCAUUCGAGAAAGCCAACGAGGUGUGGAGAAGAGGGGAGCGAAAGGAUUCUCCAUCAUUUGUUGAACGAGCCAGAAGGGCCAUCAAGGACUAUAUUGAGAGAAAAGCGGACGCAAAGGUGCUGCCCCUAUGGAGUUCAAAUUUCAUAAAAUGGUACGAGAGAUUUCAGUACUUGUUCGUGAUGGCCAUUGCAGCAGAUUUGGUAAUGCAGGCAACGCUUAAUUCGAAAAGUACCGAAAAUAUGAUCGAGACUGCGCUGAAAUUUGACAGAGCCAUCAGUUUCGUACUCUUAGCCGAAUCACUUAUACGAAUUAUCUGCUACGUGCCUAAUCUGUGGAAAUUUUUGAGAAAAGCUAAUUAUGUCUUCGACUUACUCACUUGCAUUAUCACAAUCGUGAUUACCGCUCCUAUUAUCCGCAGUCAAUUAGGACAUACUUAUUACUGGCUUAACAUAUUCAAUAUCGUCAGGUUUUAUCGCGUUAUCACAAUGAUCAAAGUGACCAGAAAAUUGUGGAAACAGGUUUUGGGAAAUGCGAUUCUCAUUUGGAAUUUGUCUGGCUUCUAUUUUCUGUUUCUCUUUCUUGUCUCAAUAAUCAUGACAGUAUAUUUCGAGGGAACAAUUCCCAAAGAGCAACUGGAAGACAAUCCAUUUUCCAUGUUCAGUUUACCUAAUUCAUUUCUGACGCUGUUCAUCGUGGGCUCGACUGAAAACUGGACAGAAUCAUUGUAUGCCUUACAGGAAUAUGCACCUAACUAUUCUUCGCAAUUCUUUGGCUCGGUCCUUUUGAUCCUUUGGUUCUUCCUUGCUAACUUUGUCAUGCUGAAUAUCUUUAUUGCAAUUAUAGCAGAGAGCUUAGAUGUACCCGAGAAAGAGAAACGUCCAUUACAAAUUAAGCAUUAUUUGAGGCAUGUUUACCCCGAGAAGAUCAAAGAAUACACUAAUGCUACACUGGUACGACGUAUUAAGGACAAGAUCUUCAAACGAUCUGUUAGCGAAGAUUCUCGUGAUUUUAGGCAAUUUUUAUUCAGAGGAACAGCUAUAGUAAGUAUUGCCCAGCAACACAACUUACUGAAUCUAACAGAGAAAGAGCGCGAAGAGAAAAAUACUUUUUUUCUGAGAUUCAUCAUCCCAAGACUUCUAUGGAACAAACUGAAGGAAUUGUCUUGGGCCAAAUCUUAUGUCAAUAAUCCAUUUUAUCGCAAAACUGAAGUCAUUUACGUGGAAAGUCCAGAAUCAAUGGAGCAGAACAAAAAAUAUUCUUUGAGGUUAAACGAGUUUGAAGACGAAAAGCUUCGAUAUCUCAAGCGGCAUCCUUUCUACAACCACUCAUACUAUAUUUUUCCUCACAAUCAUAUCUUCCGCAAAUUUUGCCAAAGCCUCACCCCCCCCAGCGUAGGAAAGCGGACUGACGGUCAAAGAUUUUUUGAGGACGGUACCAGCUUUUAUAACAGCCGGACUCGUUUCAAAUAUAUCAAGCGGGAUUUAUUUGUUGGAUUUAUAUCCGUAUCAACUGUUUUCAUGGUCGUUUAUUCGUGCUUCAUCACUCCUCUUUAUCGCAUGAAACAUAGUGUGGUUGGUCGUUGGUCAGUGUAUUGUGACGCGGCUUUCGUUGCAAUUUUCUCACUCGAGUUCAUCAUAAAGACUGUGGCUGACGGUUUGGUACACACACCAAACGCUUAUCUUCGUAAUCCUUGGAACUGCAUCGACAUAAUCGUACUGAUCUCAAUUUUGAUCAAUUUUGUGGCAAGCUUGAGAAAGAAUGAUGACCUCUCUCGCGUUUUUAAAGGAUUGACUGCACUGAGAGCAUUGAGAUGUUUGACAAUCAGCAAGACAGCUAGAUCGACUUUCAAUCAAGUUCUAUUUGAUGGAUUGGGAAAAAUUAUAGGUGCUGCGACUGUCUCACUUACUUUACUAUUUCCAUUCGCUGUAUGGGGCUUAGGAAUUUUCAGAGGGCGACUUGGGACUUGCAACGACCAAAUGGGUCUGUCCCAAUGCUACAAUGAGUACACAACUGAGGUUUUUGAUUUUCAGGUACUGUCACCCAGAGUGUAUUCACAACCCUAUUUAUACAUGGACUCCUUGGCUAGCUCGUUUCGUUCAUUGUACGAAAUAGUGUCCUUAGAAGGUUGGGUGGACAUACUCAGUAAUAGCAUGGCGAGUACUGGAAUUGGGACUAUACCAGAAAAAUUUGCGACACCCAUGAAUGGGCUGUUUUUUGUGCUUUUCAAUUUCUUGAGCAUGGUUUUUAUUCUCACUCUUUUCGUUUCCUUCAUCAUCCGGAAUCACGCGAGAACGACUGGGAGUGCUUUCUUAACCAUUGAAGAAAAAUCAUGGCUUGAAGUCAAGAGGCUUUUAUCUCAGGUUAAACCAGAGCCUACCCCAGAGGUUCUGACAAUGUCAUCAGCGAGGUUUUUUAUCUAUCGUUUGGCCGUUGAACAGAUGAAUUUUUGGUAUGCCCUUUUUUUGCAAUUUGUUCUUUAUUUACAUAUUGUGACCUUGCUUCUUUACAGAUAUCGCGAGACUAACACAUUACAGCACUACCAGGAUGCGAUUUUCAUGACGAGCACUACAAUCUUCCUGAUCCAAGAGGUGUUGUAUGUUAUUGGUAAGGGAACAAGGCUGUGGUGGUUGAGACAGUGGGAUGUUCUCAAAUUAUUUGUGAUGCUCGCAGCAUUCUGUCUAAACAUUGCAAGGCUAGCUACAGAGGGCACUACGAUUCUCGGUUUCACCCAUGUUAGAGACAUAUUUCAGCUUGCAAUAUUUUUGUUGGUCAUUCCACAAAAUGACGUACUCAGCGAACUAAUUAAUACGGCAAAGUCCAGUAUGCCUUCGAUACUGUCCCUAACUUACACCUGGGGCAUUCUAUUCUUGGUCUAUGCUAUCGCACUUAAUCAAAUUUUCGGCCUGACGAGGUUGGGUGCCAACACUUCUGGGAACUUAAACUUUAGGACCGUCGUCAAAAGCUUGAUUGUACUAUUCAGAUGUAGCUUCGGUGAAGGUUGGAAUUAUAUCAUGGAUGACCUAACCGUUACCUCACCAUUUUGCUACACGGAUGACGAGACCGGUCACUCUGACUGCGGUUCCAAACCAUAUGCGUAUGUUUUGUUGAUGUCCUGGAACGUCUUGUCAAUGUACAUUUUCUUGAAUAUGUUCGUUUCGUUGAUUUUGGAAAACUUCAGCUAUCUGUAUCAUGCUGGAUCAGGAUCUAAAGCAGUAGCUAGGAGAGACGAAGUCAGGAGAUUUAAGAACGCAUGGAAGAAGUUUGAUCCCGAUGGUAUCGGUGAAAUCGAGCACAAUCAACUACCACGCCUCAUGCACUCAUUUGAUGGCCUUUUAUCAUUCAAAAUUUGGGAAGGAAGACUUUCCGUGAAAAACCUUGUUAGCAGUUACAUGACCGUCAACCCGCUGGAUCCUUAUGAUGUCAAAGUUGAUUUGGAUGGUUUGAACAAAGAGCUAUUGAGCAUUGAUCAAGCGAAGAUCAUCGAAAGAAAACAACAAUAUCGAAGAUUUAUCCAGGAAGCACAUUACCUUAGCGCAUUCACAAAUGGGACUAGCCUCAGCAGGCUCAUUUUGCAAGUUCCAUUAUACACUACUUACAAGCCCCAGGAAUGCCUUGGUAUUGAUGACUUCGUGAAAAGACUAUACGUUAUGGGCAAAGUAGACAAGUUCUUGGAAAACGAAAGGAAUGUCGACGUUUUAAAGAUGGUAGUGACACGAUGGAAGUUUCUGUACGAGAAGAUGCGUGUAAAGGACGGUAGGGUGGAACCCGAUGCAACAGACAAGUCAGCUGUGCCGAGUUUCUUGGUGACUGACUCUGAUCUGCCUGGGACACCACACCUGAAUUUCAGUGUGAAUAAUUUCAACUGGUCUCCAAGAAGAGUUAAUCAAGAACGUUCGGACAGUAUAAACGCUUUUUUGGGGAUCGAUGAAGCAGAAGAACCUGGCAUUAGGGAUGAAAGGAAUAAGUUUUGA